Messenger RNA from Manis pentadactyla (Chinese pangolin), 1966 nucleotides. RefSeq names its product perilipin 5 (gene PLIN5). Gene Ontology annotation, biological process: positive regulation of triglyceride storage; lipid storage. Gene Ontology annotation, cellular component: lipid droplet; cytosol. The transcript is spliced from 8 exons. The record is from RefSeq and is a predicted model, not a curated record. Lineage: Eukaryota; Metazoa; Chordata; Mammalia; Pholidota; Manidae. The coding region runs from base 93 to 1508 and encodes 471 amino acids.
GGGGGCGGAGACUGGAGUUUGUGUCUGGGGUCCGCGGCCGCACCUGGAGGCUGAGUCUGCGCGCGCCCAGGGUGACCCUGUUUGCUGCAGGAAUGUCAGACGAUGAGGUGGCUCAGGCCCCCACACCCAGUUUGUGGCAGCAGGACCCUCAGGACCAGCAGAGCGUGGUGCAGCGUGUGGUGGCCCUGCCCCUGGUCAGGGCCACGUGCACAGCAGUCUUCGAUGCUUACAGUGCUGCCAAGGACAGGUACCCGCUGCUGGGCUCCGCCUGCCGCCUGGCUGAGCUCUGCGUGUGUGGCCUGACCACCCGUGCACUGGACCACGCCCAGCCACUGCUCAGCCGCCUGCGGCCCCAGCUGGCCACUGUGAACCAUCUGGCCUGCAGGGGCCUGGACAAGCUGGAGGAGAAGCUGCCCUUUCUUCAGCAACCCUCGGAGACGGUACCAGCGUGGGCACCGCCAGACCACAGGGGCCUGCAGGUGGUGACCUCAGCCAAGGACGCGGUGGCCAGCGGCAUGACAGGCAUGGCAGGCCUGGCUCGGCAAGGCCGCCGCUGGAGUGUGGAGCUGAAACGCUCCAUGAGCCACGCUGUGGACGUCGUGCUGGGCAAGUCAGAGGAGCUGGUGGACCACUUCCUGCCCAUGACUGAGGAGGAGCUUGCGGCGCUGGCGGCUGAGGCCGAGGGUCCAGACGUGGGCUCCGUGGAGGAGCAGAGGAGACAUCAGGGUUACUUUGUGCGCCUGGGCUCCCUGUCAGCGCGACUCCGCCACCUGGCGUAUGAGCACUCUCUGGGGAAACUGAGGCAGAAGAAACAUCAUGCGCAGGACACACUGGCUCAGCUUCAGGAGACGCUGGAGCUGAUCAACCUUAUGCAGUGCGGGGUGAGCCCCACCGCGCCAGCUCGCCCUGGGAAGGUGCAUGAGCUGUGGGAGGACUGGCACCAGUGGCCCCGGGAGAACGGCCGCCGCCGCAGCCAGGCCGAGUUGGAGACCCUGGUGCUGUCCCGCAGUCUGAUGGGGGAGCUGCAGGGCACGGUGGACGCACUGGAGACCAGUGUGCGGGGCCUGCCCCUCGGCGCCCAGGAGAAGGUGGCCGAGGUGCGGCGCAGCGUGGACGCCCUGCAGGCCGCCUUCGCUGACGCCCGCUGCUUCGGGGACGUGUCAGCAGCCGUGCUGGCCGAGGGGCGAGGCAGCAUGGCCCGGGCCCACGCCUGCGUGGACGAGCUGCUGGAGCUGGUGCUGCAGGCCGUGCCGCUGCCCUGGCUGGUGGGGCCCUUCGCGCCCAUCCUCGUGGAGCGGGCCGCGCCCCCGCCGGACCUGGAGACCCUGGUGGACGAGGUCGUGGGGGGGCCCGAUCCCCGCUGGGCACACCUGGACUGGCCGGCCCAGCAGAGAGCUUGGCAGGCCCAGCACGGGGACAGGCUGGGCCUCCCAGGGGACAUUCCCGAGGAGGAGCCCAAGCCCCCUAGCCACCCCAAGCACACCCUGAUGCCAGAGCUGGACUUCUGACCAGACGAGGCCGUGGGGCAGCGGAGGCGGGGAGCCGAGUCCGCCCUGCACCCCAUUGUCCCUGCUGCCCCCUAGUGGCCAUGCAUAAGCACUAACAGCAGGGGCCUUGGCGCUCUGGUGGGGCGGAAUUCAGAAUCCUAGACCAGCUUCGCUGACAUCAGACCCUCCCCAGUCUUCCUUGGAGAUCCGGGUGCUUGAACUCAACUCAGGUCCGGCCAGGUCCAAGCUGGGUUCAUCUGUCGUUGAUCCUGUUUGCCCACCCCAAGGAGCUGAUCAAAACUCCCCAGAGAAGCACACAUUUUGCCCAAUAUUUGGGGCUUUGAAAAGUGAGUGCCUCCCGUUCCCCCAGCUUGUACAUCUGAGGGGGUCCCCAGAGAUGCCCGGCUGGACCUGCCAGACCCACUUGCUUUGCCGCUUGGGUUUGCUUUCCAGAAUAAAGGUGCUUUGUGUCGUCUCAA